This is a messenger RNA of Neoarius graeffei (lesser salmon catfish), 765 nucleotides long. RefSeq names its product homeobox protein SMOX-1-like. The coding region runs from base 1 to 765 and encodes 254 amino acids. NCBI's taxonomy places the organism in Eukaryota, Metazoa, Chordata, Actinopteri, Siluriformes, Ariidae. The transcript has a single exon. The record is from RefSeq and is a predicted model, not a curated record.
AUGAAUAACACACUGACCUUGAAUGACACACUAAUCCAGAAUGACACACUGAUCCUGAAUCACACACUGACCCUGAAUCACACACCGAUCCUGAAUGAUACACUGACCCCGAAUAACACACUGACCCAGAAUAACACACUGACCCUGAUUCACAUACUGAUCCUGAAGGACAGGCUGACCCUGAAUAACACACUGACCAUGAAUAACACAGUGACCCUGAAUAGCACACUAACCCUGAAUGACAGACUGACACAGAAUAAAACACUGACCAUGAAUAACACACUGACCUUGAAUGACACACUAAUCCAGAAUGACACAGUGACCCUGAAUAACACACUGACCCUGAAUCACACACUGAUCCCAAAUGACACACUGACCCUGAAUAACACACUGAUCCUGAAUCACACACUGACCCCGAAUGACACUCUGACCCUGAAUCACACACCGAUCCUGAAUGACACAAUGACCCUGAAUAAAACACUGACGGUGAAUCACACACUGAUCCUGAAUAACAUACUGACCCAGAAUAACACACUGACCCUGAAUCACACACUGAUCCCAAAUGACACGCUGACCCUGAAUAACACACUGAUCCUGAAUGACCCACUGACCCCGAAUAACACACUGAUCCUGAAUCAAACACUGAUCCUGAAUGACCCACUGACCCCGAAUAACACACUGACCCUGAAUGGCACACUAAUCCAGAAUGACACACUGACCCUGAAUUACACACUGACCCUGAAAAAACACACUGACCCAGAAUAA